GUUCUGUGAAAGAUGUCACGGUACCAGCAGUUUUUCAUUAGAUAUUUUUACAGUGGUGUACUAGUUCAUCUGCAUUUCUAAAGAGUGCACAUUUUGAAACUGCAGGCGUAAAAACAGCAUCACAAACAUAAAACGCAUGUCUUUGGUGACCGUUUACUGCAAAACAGCUCUGUAACUGACUUAAAAAAAAUUACUAACACUGAAAGUUUAAGAAUCGCUUUUUGGGAUAUGGUAUGUUUUAUUGUUCUCUGCACGGACACCGAAAUAGACAUCCAGUAAAAUGAGGAAAACAAAUCUGGACAAAAGUAAAACAUUGAACUAUGUACAGACAGAAAUAACAUUGACAUUUUAAUUUGGAAAAAAAAUCUGUCAAUAUUCAAUCAAUUUCAACUCUAACACACAUAACUCAUCACAAUACAAUGUGGGAUAAAAUUGUAAACAUAAAUCCUACACACUAUGUACAUAAUCAUCCAUUCAUGUCUAUUUCUUUGCACUAUUUGUAUUGUUUAAAACCUACAUAAUUGCUUUUUUUUCUUAUUUUAUAGUUGGUCAUUGGUGCUCUAUCAACAGAUUUUAUAUUUAUUUAUAAUAAAUCAGAUUCUGAACGUUUCUAUCUUCUAUGGUUCUAAAUUUAAAGCUCGUGAACGCGUACCGCGCCCUUAUUGGCUGGUACUCAAGUCAAUAGACAGAUCGACGGCUGCCUGAGCCAAUUACAGCCCGCGUUGUCGCUGUACUGGGCGUGGAUACAAGAGCCUAGUUUUUCUUGACUUUUCCGUCCAUUUCAGUUUAGCGUCACUACCACCAUCCUUUUUAACCGGGACAACAUGGCUACUGCAGCGAGCCGUUACUACAGCGAGGACGGCAGGGCAACGAAACGACAGAAAACCGACGGGAUGGCCACGGGAUACGAAGACCCACACAAGACCCUUCCAUCCGUUGUGGUGCAUGUCCGGGGGCUGGUGGAUGGUGUUACUGAGGCUGAUCUGGUGGAGGCCUUGCAAGAAUUUGGAGCAAUCAGCUAUGUGGUGGUGAUGCCCAAGAAGCGCCAGGCACUGGUGGAGUACGAAGACAUGAACGGAGCGUCCACAGCCGUGACCUAUGCGGCAGACAACCAAGUAUACAUCGCCGGCCACCCGGCCUUCAUCAACUACUCCACGAGCCAGAAGAUCUCCAGGCCGGGAGACUCCGAUGACUCCAGAAGUGUCAACAAUGUUCUUCUGCUCACCAUCAUGAACCCCAUCUACCCCAUCACCUCGGACGUCCUGUACACCAUCUGCAACAACUGUGGGCCUGUCCAGAGAAUCGUCAUCUUCAGGAAGAACGGCGUCCAGGCGAUGGUUGAGUUCGACUCCGUGCAAAGCGCCCAGCGGGCCAAGGCGUCCCUUAACGGAGCAGACAUCUACUCUGGCUGCUGCACGCUGAAGAUCGAGUACGCCAAGCCCACUCGUCUGAAUGUGUUCAAGAAUGACCAGGACACCUGGGACUACACAAACCCCAACCUCGGAGGCCCAGAUGGUGAUGGAGAUGGCAAUGGGAGCAAUCCAGAGGAUGUCAAUGCCAACCCCAACAAGCGCCAGAGACAGCCUGCUCUGCUGGGCGACCACCCUCCAGAGUACGGGGGCGGCUACCAUGGCUACGACGAGAGCUACGGUUCCCCGCCCUACGAGGGUCGCCGCAUGGGUCCACCAAUGAGAGGGCGCGGAGGCAGAAGCUACGGGCCGAGCUACGGGCCCCCUCCCCCUCCCCCCGGCGAGUACGGCGGCCACGCCGAGUCUCCAGUUGUCAUGUUGUACGGCUUGGAGCCUGUCAAGAUGAACGCCGACCGCGUCUUCAACAUCUUUUGCCUUUACGGCAAUGUAGAGCGGGUGAAGUUCAUGAAGAGUAAGCCCGGGGCGGCCAUGGUGGAAAUGGGAGACUGCUAUGCAGUGGACCGCGCCAUCACUCACCUCAACAACAACUUUCUCUUCGGACAGAGACUGAAUGUGUGCGUGUCCAAGCAGCAAGCCAUCGUCCCCGGUCAGUGCUAUGAGCUGGACGACGGCUCGAGCAGUUUCAAAGACUUCCACGGCUCCAGGAACAACCGGUUCACCUCGCCGGAGCAGGCGGCCAAAAACCGCAUCCAGCACCCGAGCAACGUGUUGCACUUCUUCAACGCCCAGCCAGACGUCACGCCAGAGAUUUUCAAUCAGAUUUGUGAUGAGCUCGGUGUCAAGAGCCCCGUCAACGUCAAAAUGUUCACAGGAAAGAGUGGCGCAGCCCCCAGCGACCGCAGUGCCUCAGGUCUGCUAGAGUGGGAGUCGAUCAACGAUGCCAUGGAGGCGCUGGCCCUGAUGAACCACUUCCAGAUGAAAAAUGCAGGUACGGCCGGUCCUUACCCGUACACCCUCAAACUGUGCUUCUCCACCGUUCAGCACGCUAACUGAGCGCCCCGUAGUAGCCCGUGAGAGACGAUUGGCCCACCAUUCCAACACGUUGUAACACGCCCAGAGAAAUCCCAUUUUCAAAAACACCUCAAAAUACUGUGAAACAAAAGGUAUUCACAAUGCAAUUGAUCCCUAAGGUGUAAGCUCCUCAUAUUUGGUACAGUAAGCAGAUCUAUCGAAUGCUCACAGGCAUCACAAAGUAUUGAUAUUUAUGCCCCAGAUGUGGUUUCUAGAGUAUCAGUACAUGUCUUCAAUAUUAAGUUGUCCUUUUUACUUUUUGUAUUAUGCUUCUACAGUAACCUGAGAUGUGAGAAAGCGUAUUUGAGCGAUUUGGUUUUAUGCUCGGGUGGUUCAGUGGCAGUGGACAACAUGGUUUUGUAAAAGAGUUGUCUUUUCGAACUUUUAUUAUUAUAGCUCACUUUUUUUUCUUUGUUAUUUUAAUUGAUGCCUAUUCAGUUCUGCGUUUCCGUGUCAGAUAUUCAGAUGGAGAAUUGUUUUGUUCUAAGAAAAUAAAA
This is a messenger RNA of Anarrhichthys ocellatus (wolf-eel), 2938 nucleotides long. Its product is annotated as heterogeneous nuclear ribonucleoprotein L-like. The transcript has 14 exons. Gene Ontology annotation, molecular function: RNA binding. Bases 825 to 2423 code for a protein of 532 amino acids. NCBI's taxonomy places the organism in Eukaryota, Metazoa, Chordata, Actinopteri, Perciformes, Anarhichadidae. Gene Ontology annotation, biological process: mRNA processing. The record is from RefSeq and is a predicted model, not a curated record. Gene Ontology annotation, cellular component: nucleus.